UCUGUGUAACUCUGUGGAUACUUUCUUUUGCUCCCUGCAUCCUUCUUCCUGAUUCAGGAUCGUCUCUCCUAGAAACCAAACAUGACUUUCUACAGGCACUCAGGUCCACGUAGCUACCUCAGCUCCACCAUGUCAGACCGCACUGACUGCUUCUACUGCAGAGACAACCUGCAGGGCAAGAAGUACGUCAAGAAGGAUGAUAAGCCUGUGUGUGUGCGCUGCUUCGAAAAGCUGUGUGCCAACACCUGCGCGGAAUGCCGUAAACCAAUCGGUGCUGAUGCCAAGGAGCUGAACCAUAAGAACCGCCACUGGCAUGAGGACUGCUUUCGCUGUGCUAAGUGCUACAAACCACUGGCCAAUGAACCCUUUGCGGCUAGAGAUGAUGGCAAGAUCAUGUGUGGGAAGUGCGGUGCCCGUGAGGACUCUCACCGUUGCCAGGGCUGCUACAAAGUCAUUGUUCCAGGGGAAAAAAGUGUGGAGUAUAAGCAUAAGUCUUGGCAUGAGCAGUGCUUCACCUGCUUUGAAUGCAAACAGCCAAUCAGCUCUCAGAGCUUCCUGACCAAGGGUGAUGAUUUCUACUGCUCCUCAUGCCAUGAGAAGAAGUUUGCCAAGAACUGUGCCCGCUGCAAGGAGCCCAUCACCUCUGGUGGGAUCAACUAUCAGGACAAGCCUUGGCACUCUGAAUGCUUUGUGUGCCACACCUGCAAGAAGCCCUUGGCUGGUGCUCGCUUCACUGCUCAUGAGGAUGAGUUCUACUGCGUGGACUGCUACAAGACAUCUGUGGCCAAGAAAUGCUCCGGCUGUCAAAAUCCCAUCACAGGGUUUGGCAGAGGGACCAAUGUGGUGAACUAUGAGGACAAAACCUGGCAUGAAUACUGCUUUAACUGCAAGAAGUGCUCUCUGUCCCUGGCCCACAAGCGCUUCGUCAUUAAUGGAGAGCACAUCUACUGCACUGACUGUGCCAAAAAGUUGUGAGGGCUAGAAAAAUGGGGUCCCCCAUUGAUUUCACUUUAGAAUGUUUUCAACCCAAGUUCUAACUGUGCUUAUAAUGAAUUGAGCAAAUAGCCACAGCAUUAACACAAUGCAAAUUAGAUCAUGGUGACUACUAGCUUUGUACCAUUGUUAGCUGUUUAUCAGUAUUUCUGAUUCAUUGAUUUACAGAAUGGUUAAGUAGACAUGCCAAAUACACAAAUUCAUCAGUGAGCUAAAAAAGGAAGUGUUAAGAAAGGGUUAAUUUCUUUGCUUUUAGUUAUGAGCUCAAAUCACAGGCUGAAAUUGUAUUUUUGUAAGCAGAAAAAUAGUGAGUGGUGUGGAAUGAAUAACAACUACACUUUUAUAGUCAGUUAUCAGCAACUUAACAGCAGCAGAUGGGUGCUUUGUUGGCCAGCAAUAAUAAUAAUAAUAAUAAUAAUAAUAAUAAUAAUAAUAUCAUCAUUUUUUUGAUUUAGGACAAGCUCAAGUUUGAACUGUGUGAAAUCAUACCAAGACAGGCCUUACUGGAAAAUUUCUUGUCCUGAUUUUUUUUUUUAACCAUUUCAUGUUGCUUUGUGAAAAUGUACUUUGCUUGUUUCACAUCAUUAACACACCUGAACAUUAUCUUUGACAUUAUGGCAUUGUGUGGCCUACAUUUAACAUGGGAGCCUUGGCAUGUCAAUAUAUACUUUGUCUAUGGAGUUCUGAGUGAAGUAAAAACUUAUAAGUUUCAAA
Molecule: messenger RNA, 1707 nt
Organism: Pygocentrus nattereri (red-bellied piranha)
Lineage: Eukaryota; Metazoa; Chordata; Actinopteri; Characiformes; Serrasalmidae
Gene: fhl1a
Product: four and a half LIM domains 1a
Exons: 6
Coding region: 82-975 (297 amino acids)
Biological process (GO): muscle organ development
Molecular function (GO): transmembrane transporter binding
Source: RefSeq, a predicted model, not a curated record